Paramecium pentaurelia is the source of this 611-nucleotide messenger RNA. NCBI's taxonomy places the organism in Eukaryota, Ciliophora, Oligohymenophorea, Peniculida, Parameciidae. The record is from the annotation of a GenBank genome assembly.
AUGCUGCCAACUGAGUUAAACCAGUUUUUGCCUAAGUAGCUAAAUCAGAUCUUUAAUUUAAAUAAUAUGGAUAUGGAUUUUGGUUAUCUUGAAAGAUUAAUGAAAGUUAUCAAAAAUAUUGAUCCCAAUUUUGAAGGAUUAUGGCCAUAUAUCUAUUAUUCUUACAGCAAUGUCAAAGCUAGAGCAGUAAGAAUUAUUAAAUAUCGAAAUGAUGAAAGCAAAGCUAUUCAUCAUUAUGUUACUCACCCAGGAACAAGACUCAAAUUUAUUUUAGUUGGUAAUGUUGGUGUACAAUAUCCAGGAAUUGAUGAUAUUAUUCCUUAAGCCACAUUCAGUGUUUCACUUGGAGCAUUCAUUGAUUCUCCUAAUAGAUUAAAACCACAAUUAGAAAAGAUAGGAACACUAAAUUCAUUUGUUAUAGCUAAUUCAGUUCUUAUUGAUUAUUAGAUUGUUAGAGAUAAAAGAAACAGAUCCUGUUGAAAGCAUAAGAUUCCACAUGGAUAUGCAAUAGAUGGAUGGUUUAAAUAGGUACUAACUGCACGAGAAGCUUGGCACAACUUAUUGAGAGUUACCAACAAAUCAUCUUCAACAGAUGUAGAAAUAUAGUUUGA